This is a messenger RNA of Colius striatus (speckled mousebird), 960 nucleotides long. RefSeq names its product ventral anterior homeobox 1 (gene VAX1). Bases 1 to 960 code for a protein of 319 amino acids. Gene Ontology annotation, molecular function: DNA-binding transcription factor activity, RNA polymerase II-specific; DNA binding. The record is from RefSeq and is a predicted model, not a curated record. Gene Ontology annotation, biological process: neuron differentiation; brain development; central nervous system development. Lineage: Eukaryota; Metazoa; Chordata; Aves; Coliiformes; Coliidae. The transcript is spliced from 3 exons.
AUGUUUGGGAAACAAGACAAAAUGGACGUUAGAUGCAGUUCAGAGACUGAAGCUAACCGGGUGUCGAAGAACGGACAUAAAGAGGGCAAGGAAAGCAAAGGGUCUGAAGGAAAUAUUUCUACUUCUUUUUUGAAGGAUCAGCAAGGGACUUUUUCUGCCUCUGCAGCUACGGAAGACUGUAAUAAAAGUAAAUCUAGUUCGGCUGAUCCGGACUAUUGCAGGAGGAUCCUAGUUAGAGAUGCCAAAGGUUCAAUCAGAGAGAUUAUUCUGCCUAAGGGGCUUGAUCUGGACCGUCCCAAGCGGACCCGCACCUCCUUCACGGCCGAGCAGCUCUACCGCCUGGAGAUGGAGUUCCAGCGCUGCCAGUACGUCGUGGGGCGGGAGCGCACCGAGCUCGCCCGCCAGCUCAAUCUCUCCGAGACUCAGGUCAAGGUCUGGUUCCAGAACCGCCGCACCAAGCAGAAAAAGGACCAGGGCAAGGACUCCGAGCUGCGGUCGGUGGUGUCCGAGACCGCCGCCACCUGCAGCGUCCUGCGGCUGCUGGAGCAAGGCCGGCUGCUCUCCCCGCCGGGGCUGCCCGGCCUCCUCCCGCCCUGCGCCACGGGGGCCCUGGGCUCGGCGCUGCGCGGGCCCGGCCUGGCCGCGGGCAGCGGCAGCGCGGCGGCGGCGGCUCCGGCCGGCGGCUCCCCGCACCCGCCGGCCGCCGGCAGCGCGACCGGGCCCCCCCCGCCCGCUGCCCUGCAUGGGGCGGCCGCCGCCGGGCACGGGCUGUUCGGGCUGCCGGUGCCCGCGCUGCUGGGCUCGGUGGCCGGACGGCUGUCCUCCGCGCCCUUGGCCGUGGCCGGCUCGCUGGCGGGCAACUUGCAGGAACUGUCGGCCCGCUACCUGAGCUCGUCCGCCUUCGAGCCCUACUCCCGGACCAACAAUAAAGAAAGCGCUGAGAAAAAAGCACUGGACUGA